AUGCAUUCCGCGAUCACUCCAAAAUCGAGCGAAGAAACUGACCCAAAUAAUAAUGUGAGCGUAAAAAGCGAGGAAUUUGAUGGUGGCUUGGUGGAAAAGACAUUGGAUAACGAUGGUAAUGUCAUUAGAUAAAGAGUUAGGAUUAUCAAUGCAAUUCAAAGAGUUGUUGAGAGCAAUUAUCGUAGUAUUUCAAGAGGGAUUAAUCGUGUUAAUCUUGAGUGUUAGAAUAAUAUACUUUUGCAUGAGGGAUUCACAAUUGUUCAGCCCACACGCCAUCAUGUAUCGCAUAAGGGUGGCAGGUUAUUCCGUAUACAGUAUAUACCGCAUUUAAAUCAUGGUAUCAUGGUUAGUGUAUAUUUUAUCAGACUUGAGUAUAGAUAAAUUUCCUAACUAUACACUUCCUAACUUCUCAAAUUUUCAUCUCAACAGAGCAAUCCGUUGAAAGCCCAGGAAGUGUCUCCUCUGGUGAGAACAAUGAUGAUACGAAGAAGCAAAAGAAACCAAGGCGGCAACGGACGCAUUUUACAACUUAUCAACUACAAGAACUGGAGGCAUUCUUUGCGAGAAAUCGGUAUCCGGAUAUUUCAAUGAGAGAGGAAAUUGCUAUGUGGACUACCUUAACCGAAGCACGAGUCAGGGUAAGCAUGUAUAUGAUGUUUGAAGCGUAAAAAAUAGGGAAAGAAGGACUAACUUAAAUUAGCUGUUGUGAUUUAAUCCCAUACUUAUAGGAAUAAGCUCAAUGCGAGCACCUAGUUUCUUCCUUAAAGUUUACUGCACUUUCGUAUUUGUAUAUAAAUCACUGGCGCUGCCUACGCACUACUUUAUUAUUCAAGUGUUAAAGCCGAUGUUUGCUCGAUAUUAGAAAUAUAAAACAUUUAUCAAAUGAGUCCCUGAGUCAAACGAUUUUUUGACCCAUUUUCUCAGUUAACAUCAUCGUGAUUGGAAACAAACAAGAAAAACAUUGAAAUAACUGAUAAACUACUUCGGUCCACUCACUCAAGAAAAUAUACUAGUCUACAUUACACUUGGAAGGAAAGCUUGCCUCGCAAUUUUGCAAUUAGCAAUGCAUGAAAACGCCGGAAUUUCUCAUUUUCUUUUGAAAUCAAUACAAGGUUAAACGGGCAGUAAAAAUGAGCAGCCAAGUUUGCAUCUAUAUUUUUUGAAUUUUAAAUUUGGGAACCAAAGGAACGAAGAUGAUUAGUUUACUAAAUGACCACAUCUAUUCAAAUUGAUUUAAAUUGAUGAUGACAAUUAAAAGAGCGGAAUGCAUCGGAAUUUAAUUGAACCGUUCAAUGAGUUAUUUUAUUUGUAUUUUACAUUUUAAGUUUAUGGUUGAAACCUUGAAUGAAAAAAGCAUUUCACUGUCAUCACAGGGAAUCUGAAUUUAUCAUACAUUUAGGUGCAUGUUACACACACGGAAAUGUACUGAAUGCACACUACCAGUUUAUAUAUCGUAAUUAAUAUAUGCCUAUGGUCUCCAGAUUUCUACUUGUAAUGCUAAUAUCACAGUUUUGAUGCUCAUUCCCAGAUCAGUGAGUUAGAAAGUACAUGUGAAACUGAAUAAAUAAACGUCGCCAGGUUUUUGUCUGGUGGCGUUCACGAUUUACUUUCAAAAAGCCGAUAAUUUGUCUCAGGCCGCCCAAAAACAAUUACAGGAGUUCUGUCAUCUGAAGAUUAAUGAUCCAUUAUACUACGAUAUUUGAUGCAUGCUUUGUUUUGUGCUUUUGUCUGUGUUCCCUGAAGCUUACACUUGACUAGCGGAUUUCUGUUUCUCGCGGGGUACAAUGUAUUCAUUCGUUCAAAAUUCAAAUUCUGUAAGUUAUGAAUCGAGCGCUGAUUUAAAGGAUCAAGCUGAACGGUAAUUAAAGAUCGAGCUGAAAUUUUGUUCAGCUAAAAUUUUGUUCAUUUGCUUAAGCUGUAUUCUAUAAGAUGAGUUAGGAGUUUAAAAGACGUUUAUUAGCCUGUUCUAAGACCUAUAUAGGCUAUAAUUCGAGUUGGUAUUUUCCAAUAUUACCAUGCAUCUUCUGCAUCAGGAAUAUGCCGAAUAUCUUCCCCCUUAGAUCUACAUUGACAGUGUACACUUGCCUAAUUAAUAAACUGUGCCUUCUCGCUAUAUACGAAUACCUGCCGUGAUAGCUUUUUCAUGCUCAGUCAUGACUUUAAAAAAUCAUUUUCUGAUUUUGCAUACCAUGACUUAUAACAUCAAGGGUAUAUAUAAGUUUACAUGCAUUUCAGAAUUUGAAAUUAUGCUCAUGAUUGUUAAUUAACUAGUGUAAGUUGCAUGCAGUAGUAGACAUCACGCAAGCAGUUCCUCAACCUUUCCUAUAUUUUGUACUAGUCCAAACAUUGUGUUUUCAACUUCAAAAUUACUUUAAUUUUCGAUUUGGUUUCAUUUAUUAUAUUAAAAUUGGCGGUUGGUUCUCUCUUAUCCAGCCGUGCAGCAUUUGACGUGAGUCAUAUAUUUGACCUCAUGCAUCUACUGUUUCCUUGCUCUUCCUCCCGUCCGCGUUAUAUAGUGUUGUAGUGUUGUUUCACACAAUCACACACGUACUUCACGACUGGCAUUUUGACAAGAGGAGUCAUGAUAUAUCCUUUCAAGUUCAGUUUAACUAUUUUAUAGGCUUUAUAGCUCUAUUAAUUAUAUAGUAAGAGCCAUUCCAUACAUUGCAGGAGUUUUACCACAACCGGGAAAAGGCAAACGUACCCGGGUAUUGCCAGUCCUCGGUCCCGUGAAGAUAUAAAAUGCACAUGAUUCUCUUGUGCUAUCUUGCAUGUGUGAACUAGCGCCGAAGUUAACACUCUGGCCGUCUGGCGAUGGCGGGAUUGUAAUUCAUGCUAUUAUAGAUCGAGCCCAUGCAUGCAUGAUACUAGUAUUAUAUACAUGCACAUGCAUUCACAUCAGCUAAAUGUAGCCGAGUUUUUAAAGAUUAUUAAAAUGGAAAAUCAUUUAGUAAGAGUUCCCUUGAUGCGGAGUCAUUUUCGGUUAAUUUAAUUUUACUGACAGUUUAAAAAUUACUCAAAGUGCAACAUAAAUCAUAAUGCUACUCCGCGUAUCUGCAACUCAAAACCGGGACAUCAGAAUCUUAUUCUAUAUGCUUAUGCUCAAGUUUAGACUGAGGCUUUAUCAGGGACGCCGGAACGAUGUACGUGAAGGCAAGGGGGCAGAUUUUCGUGAAAGGGCACUUUUGAAUUGAUAUAUACUAAGAGAUGUUUGCAAAACAUCGGGAGUUGAACUUCGCCUAAUCCUGUUUUCUGUUUCUUGAAUGGUAGGGAUGUGAGGGGGUUCUCCGCCAGGCGAUUGUGCUAUAACUACUAUUCUUGAAGCUCGAUGACUGCAUUUAUUGCGUUUUCUGAAGAAAAUUCGUAGAAGAAUUGCACUAACAUUUCUGACAAUUCGCUAUUUCGCCAAGGCAAUCUUUUAAACAAUCUCGUUCCCAGAGUAUGCCUGUUCGCGGCAUACUCUGGGAACGAGAUUGUCUUUUAAAUUGAAAGGGCACCUUUGCCCCCUUGCCCCUCCUGGUAAAGGGCAACGGGGGCGGCUGCCCCUCCUGCUCCCCAGUUCCGGCGUCGCUGGGCUUUAUCAUAGCAUGAACUGCAGGCACGAGACUAAUAUAUGAAUUGUAUAAAGGUUUUUUCAAGCAGAACUUGAGCCAUGAAACAGCUAUCAUGCAGAUCCAUAGACUUGAGAGUUUCACCUAUAGUGAUGACAUGACAAAGUGGUGAAGGUUUAAGAUAUAUUUGUUCAUCUUGGUUAAGAUUUCCUAGAAAUCGUGCACCAAAAAUCUUGGAUGAAGAUCAUAGCCCUUAGCUAUGCCUAUAUACAAACAACGUAACCCUUUUAGAUACUUUUCAGCUUGUUGCACAGAAACACCGAAAUAUUAAUCCAAAUUGUGUUUUGCAACUAGUAUCAUUAAUGUCAUGACGGUACAUUAAGGCUGCAUGAGAAAUUGUUGAUGCACUACUACAUGCAUGCACGCAUAUUCAUUCAUGAUGUGGGCAACUGAUGAACAUUAUUAAUUAUAUAGCUUACAAUAAUAUUUAUAUUAACUUUAUAGUUAGAUUAUAUCAACAAGAAACUGGCUGGAGAUUUUAAAAUUUAAUUCAUUAUCUAUAUAUAAAUUAACCACAUACAUGUACAGACUUUAUAUUGAGGUAUGUUGCGUUACAUGCACUAUAUGUGGCGGUGUACACGCCCAAAAUGUUUCCAUGGUGUGUUAAUAUAUGUGUGUUUGUGGUAAAUACAUGCACUGAAACAGAAGAUCAGUUUGAAUACACGAAUCUCGAGUCACUUGGUGAAAUUUCUUGUUUAAGCCAUGAGGUUAAGCAAACAGAUAUCGAAAUUGCCAAAACGGAACUGUCGGUUCCUAAUGAAUGGUUGCAAAAUUUACAAUCGGAAGUUGUAAAGGUAGUUGUAAUUUAUGACUUUCAAUUUGAAGUUGAAUUGUUGUUAAAUCAAACCCAUUGUCAUCGAAAGAAAGAAGAUAGGAAGCGCUAUCUUUAUACAAACAACUAACACAACUAUAGUUAUAAUUGAAGUAUAGAAAAGUUCACAGUACAUGGUUAGUGCACGAGAGUUGAAUGCAUUGGCCUGGACAACUGAUGAAUGUCUGAAUAAUAAGGUCGUACGAACAUGUCCGUUACUGGCGUUAGGCGUUACUGAACCUCCAAGUAUAAAACGUGAGGCAUGAAUUAGUUUCGGUGACGAAAAUGAUUUAACUGAAUAUCACAAUGACAGCAUAUGCAUGAAAUAUUCGAAAUCUAGUCUGCACAAUGCAAAAACAAUCACAAAAACGCCGUUCGUUCAUGUUUUUUUUUCUUUCAAUCGUGUAUUUAAAAAGCCGCUUGCUAUAGAAUUACAUACCGCGGGCUCAACAUACACAUAAAUCUGUUUUCUGCUGGUGGGUAAUCUCGCGUAAUUUUAUUCAUGCUUUCGAGCUGUGUAAUGAACAAUGUAAGAACCUGCAGUGCUACCAAUUAUACUCAUUGCGACAAAAGGUUAUGAAUUCAACUCUCUCUUUCUCUUCUUCCCCCUCCCCCCGCCCCCGCACCCUCCUCAGCCAAGCAUGCUACUCAGGUUAUAUAUAUUUAUCGACUGUUGAAGCUAGCGCUAUUAUGAUUGUAUACGAACAUAUCUCAACGUAUUUCUAAUGAGAACUUCUUUACUUAGGUUUGGUUUAAAAACAGGCGUGCAAAAUGGCGUAAGAAGGAGAGAAAUAACCAGGCGACCGUGGCGAGUUUAGGUCCAGACACCAGGACUGCUGUCUUCCAAGCUGCUGCAUUUGGUUGUGAACCUGGCACUAUGCCGCCUGCUGAUGAUCCUUUCUAUUAUUCAAAUUACACUUGGAAUAAAACUCCUCCAAACAGUUUUGGAUCUUUGAACCAGACAACGACAGGCUUCAACAAUAACUUUUCACCACUCAGCCAGCCACGAGGAGGAACUCAAGUGAACCCACCUAGUUAUAACUCAUCAGCGAUGUGCUUUAGUCCAACAGCAGAAAACACAUUCCUGGGAAUGCCAAGUCAACAGAGUAACCUACCUACAUAUCAACAGUCGUACGGAUACCAAAAUCAAUACAACUACAAACAUCCUGCAGGUUCAUUUGUAGGAAACACUCAGCAAUCUUUCAGUCCCACAACUAUAAUGAGUACAACAAAUAAAACAGAAUCAAUGCCAACGAUUUCUCGGUAUAAUCCUACAUGUCUAUAUGGUGUAGAUAGUAGGCCAGGUUUAGGAUCAAUAUGAACUUUAUGUCCUCUAGACUAAGUAAAAAAAGAAUUGAGUGCGUAUGUAUUGAUACUUAGACCCUAGAGAGUAAAAGACAGCUUUUUGUAAAUUGAAGAAAGAUGAAAGAUAAGAAUUUGCACCGUCGUUACAAGACAUAUUUUAAUAUGAUCUAAUAUAUGUAAUUUGUAUAGUCCAAAGAUGUACAUGCAAUAGAUUGUCCAGAUGAAUUGUCACUUUAUACAAAAUAAUAUAAUUUUUUGUGUUUGUCAUAAUUUUAAUCGUUUACUCCUUGCCGCCUCCUGUUAACAUUCCCUAAGAGAGAAAGCCACGGAGUGUUCCCGGAGUUGAUAUAGUCCCUUUCAAUUGUUUGAUCGGGUCCACAAUGGGAAGUCGUUACACUUUUUAUGAAAAUUAUUAAAAGAGUUUCGCCCCAAAUAAAUAAAUUGAUAGGAAUAGUCCGAAAUGUCUAUAUUAUAGACGAUCCAGUAUAUUGAGUUUCCCCCUGCAUGGCAUGCUGACCGUACGAAUUGAGUUCGCAGACGGACAUCGAUGGACGAAUGGAUGCCUUUAAUUUUAAUAUGAAACAUUUUUUUAAAAAGUUUAUCUGCAGUUAUCCGCGUUUAUCCUUUUAGAUAUACAACGGCAAUAUUUAGUUAAAAUAUUGUCUUUUCGGAAAAAGCGGAUAUCAGUCGAUGAGAAUCAAAACUAUAUAUAAACGUUUCUGACGAAGAACCAACAGAUCGACCGAUUUCUUCACAAAUCACUUAUGAGCUGGUAAGACGGAACAGAGGUUGAAAUUGGGGCGAGCGAAGCCCCCCGAAAGAGAUUAGAGUGGAAGAACUUCCUGAUAUUCUUCGCUGUCUGAAAUGCAAAUUUAAGGUCUGAUUAUGUAUUGAAUAUUUAUGUUAAUACGUGUUUUGAAACAGUUUUUGUGGCUGGUUGGGUUAGACAAAUCUUCGUGAGAACGUAUGAAACUCUUGACUUCAAAGUUUCCUGGGGCAGCAUAUGACCACGCAGCAAGAGCUCCACCUUUGAAUUUACUAUAUGAGUAAAUUCUUAAUUAAACACGUCCGAAUUUAUCAUUAUGAUAAAUUCGCGGCAAAUUUUGAAUUUAUCAUAAUAAUAAAUUCGCGGCACCUAACACAACUUUUAACGUUAAAAAUCGAUCUAAUUCAGGUUAUCCUUAACCCCCCCUCAUGUCAUUUACAAUAAAAGCAAAUCGAGUUUCACGCGAGUAACAAAACAACGUUGACGGAGGUUCAACGAUCAUAAGCAAUCUCACAACACAUUUUGUAUCGAGCAGUCUAUACGUGUCAACACUACUGGAACAUACUAUAAAUAUAUUUCUUAUAUACACAUAAAUAUAUCUUUUAUAUGCAUUUUAAAUUUAGAAAAUCAAGGCUCUAUCCAGUAAUGAUAUUUCACUGAUAUUUUAGACGGAUUUUGAAAAACAAAAUAGUGUCUGAACGGAACUCCGGUGAUCUACUGCAUGGCCGUACGUACCUGCAGACCAGCCUCGUUGACAGGGCAUUUCCUUGGGGUUGUCAGCCUCUUCGCUUCCCCAACCAACUCAAUUUUACCGAUCAAUUUAUCGACCAUUUCCAAUCAAUUUACCGACGAACAAGUCACAUUUUUUCCUACAUAAUCUCCGUUUCACCGACGAGUUUUCUUAAAGCCCUGUUUACACUAUACGCUCAAUUUUUGGUACGGCACGGAUAAAAUUGUUACCCGUACCACUUUUUUGGUUCUUGGUGACUACGUAUUUAGGUAGUGCCGUACCAGAAAUUGAGCGCAGUGUAAACGGGGCUUUAAAAGUGGGAUGUGUUGUACCCCCAUCCCCCUCCACUCGAUACGACCCUGUUUAAUUGGCGGCGAAUGCGGCUACUGUCGCACUUCAGAGAAAAUUAAAAGCAAACAUGUCAAACAUGUUUUGAUAUAAUCGAUAUAUUAUUGCAAAUUGAAAUGCAUUUUAACCUUUAAUUGGAAAAAGUGUUGCUCUGCAUGUUUUCAUCUUAGCUUUUAUUCACAUAAUUUUCGGCCAAUAUCACUUCUAGUGUUUCAUUUUCGACUGAAAACGUGACGCUUUGCGGUGUGAGGGUGUCCGAUCGUUCGGGCUGCUCAGCUGGGACUACAAUCGUACACAGCCAAAUGAAAGAGUUUGGUAACACAAAAUAAAAUAGCACGUCCUACUAGCCAAAACUAGGCAAUGGCAAUGCAAACCAAUGCAAUUUUUGUCUGCUACAUCGGUUUGUUGACCAAAUUCCGGCGAUGUACACACGGAAUAAUUUUCAGCGAGAAUUCGCAAGGUAAGUUGUUGCAGAACAAUGGUCAAUGCAAAUUUUAAAUAAUGUGACAUCAUUUGAAUUGCGAAUUAUCGCUAAAAUUGUCCCAUGCAAAACCGCCUUUAAUUGAUAUAUUCCUAAAAUUUACCUAUCUAAUCAAGUAAAUCAAACUAAUCUACAACUCACAUAAAAUGAUCUAUAUUGUAAGUUGUCGGCAAUUGGUUCAAUUUUAACGAAUUUAAAGUCCCAAUAAUACAAUAUUUUGGGUUUUUUUAGGUUUAGUAUAUUCUAUUUAUACAUGUAAAAGGUGUAAAACUUUGCAUUUCUCUUUCAUUAUAUCAACUCGAGGUUUAUUUAGGGAGAAACAACCAGCGUGUCGUCUUGUGUCAUCUCAUAAAAGCUGGCAGGUGUUCCUCAGCCCGUCGUCGCGUUACUGAUAGUGAUAGCCAGUGAAGUAUUGAGUGCGAUCUGCGGAGGUCUUAUUAAAACUUUGGAAUGAAUGAAAUCAUAUACAAGUUUCAAUUAAGUCAAAUAUAAAAGCAAGAGUCUGGCUUGCUAGUUGCCAAGUGGUCAACAUUUUUGCAAUCAAACAUUCACAAUAUCAACAAUAUGUCACAGCUGGGGUUGACCGAUUUUAUUGUUAUUCGCAUCAAACAAACUUAAAGUAUAUGUAAAUUAGCGGACAUUUGCCUAUUCCCCGUUUGUGGUUCGCAACAAAACGAGAAUAGAAAGGAACAGAAGAAGUCGAUAAUCCUGCGUUUAGGCUGUGUUCACCGGUAUAAUUUGAGACUUGCGACCGUGAAGUGAAGUAUUUCAUUGGAAGACUAGUACGAGUUUGUUUCCAUAUUCAGCAUUUCUGUGCUGUUCAUUUUCCACUAGACAUUUGAGAGCAGACUUGCGAGUGAUGUUGUUUAGUCCGUUGGGAAAUGAAAAGUAACAGCUUUUUUCUUUGUCAAUUCACCUUCGUACUGGGCCUAGCUGCUCUUAGAUUCGGCUUUUGUGUCGGAAAUGUUCACUCUGAGAAGUAAGUAGCGCACAUACGAAUCCGACUGCUUGCGUGUUUAUUGUCCUCAAUUUGUUUACAGUAUUACAGUGUUCUUUGAACUUUUGAAAUAUCAAUAACAACGUUUGUACUUACAGCGUCGAGGCAUGGGCUCACACCAUUGGAGCGAAGAUUCACAAUUUUGCUGUUCAUGCCACUGGCUCUGUAGCCGUAGAAAAGGUAUAAACUAACUUAUGAUUUAUUUGUAAGCGACAUGUUGCUGAUCAAUAGACCGGACGGCAGACAUAUUAUGAAAUCAAUGUUUCCGACACAUUAUAUUGUAAACAAUAUUGGCAUGAACGAAUUUUCAUUCCCUUCCAUCUAAUAUUUCACUUUAUAUUUGGAUUUUUGAGGAAUUGGAAAAGUUGUCAUUUGCAGCAAGAGCCAACAAUGGGACAAGGAUGGUUAAGGAAGUUAGCGAAAAGAUGCGUAAUUUUUUCAAUAAGAAAAUAAAUUCUCUGCGGGUAUGUUUUAUUUACUCAGUUUUUGCAUGCAUGAAAAAAAUGACAGCUGCUUAAUAUCAAGGCCAGACUGUCAAAAAGUUGAAUAAUAUAAUCAUUAUAUUAAAAAACUCAAGAGAUUUUAAUAAAUUGUAAAAAUAACUUGUUAAAAAUGUUACAGUAAAAUUUCACCUCAAUGAACCUCGAAGUUAAAAAGAUUUUUACGAAAACGUUGUUUUUAAAUGCUUUUAAAAUGAUGUUGCACCCGAGUGAAGAACUUUUGAUGUAGGUUUCAAUGAGGAUUAAAUAAUAAUUGUGUUUAUUUUUUACGUAAACAGUUGGCUGUUUCACACAGGGCCACAGCCACUGGCAAGAGCCGUAGCGGUCCGAAAAAUAACGCACGCCUAUUAAAAACUGUUCAGUUUUGUAUGUGUUUUUUUUAUCACAAUUAUAUACAUUUUUAAAAAGAGAACUACCUGUAAAGGAAAAUUUUAGCUUUGCUAUUAUUAAUAAAUUAUAUAUGAUGUUAUUUUUAAAAUUUGCACAACAAGGUUUCAUCUUUAAUAUUCAUGUUGUGCUAUUAAGUACUUUAAAAUUAAAAGGGGGGUUGUAUGCUAGAGCUUAGAGCCAGAAAAUUCUGAGGAAAAGUUUCAAAAUAAGAACGUUUUGAAAUCUGGAGCUUCAGUUGGCAGCUUCAGUUGUUAGCAAGGAGUCAUAUGUAGGCAAAAUGUUAAAAUAUUGUGACAAACACUCUGGAACAUUGGGGUAGGUGAAUAGGCAAUUCCACAGAGAUAUCACAUUACCCUGUGCCCCUGUGUGAAACUCGUUAAUAAUUCACAAAAACACAAAAGAAAUCAUAACUGCAUGUGAAGGAGUUUGUAUAUCUGAUACAAAAUCAUGGUGAUUUAAGAUGUUGCCAAGCCAUUUGUCUAUAUCCAAUCGAUACAACACUGCCAGGGUCAUGUUGUAAAUAGUAUUUAAAAAACUCAUUAAUAAUUCAUGAAGAAAACACAAAGAAAAAUCAUAAGCGUGUCGUAUCUGUAUAUGUGAUACAGAUUCAUGUUGAUUUACAUAAACUUUAACUUUGAUUUUCUCGGCCUAGACAACGUUUAUUUUUAAAAUUACUUCGCCAAUGAAAGUUAUUUACAACAUUCGCAUCCGUGUUGUAUCGGAUAUACAAAUUCUCGCCUUCAGCUCGAGUUUGUAUAUCCGAUACAACACAGCCGCUCAUGUUAUAAAUAGUACUUAGAGUCUCAUUUUGGGCAAGAUUUCACAGAAACAUCAAUGCUACAAAAAAUCUAAACUUAACAUAUGAUAAGCCUUAUUGGAUUGGCAUAGAAAUGAGGCAUCCUCCUCUUUAAUUUAAUAAUUAAACUUAUGAAUUCUAGAUUCUCCAAAAUUUGCAUGUUGCCAUGUUGGAGAGUGAUUCGAUCCACCUGCAUGCUGAAUAAGUUCCAAAAUCCUAAUAAACCUCAGGCCAUCCUGGGAAUGAAGAAAGAUUACACUCUUGGGACCAGUUGUUCGAAAGCUGCAUGGUUAGCUUGAUCCAGGGUUAAUGAAGAACUUCAAAGCUCUCUGUCCAACAACUUGCUUAUAAACUUGACAAUAUUUUUUCCAGAAAGGGGGGGGUGUUUUGUGUUUGCCCCCAGAUUGUUGGGCUGACUAGGCGAGCAAUAUCCGCUUCACAGUCGGGCAAAAUUGGCUUAUUAUAAAAAUAAGUAGAAGAAAUUUUAUCAAUAAGACAAUAUUGGGGGAAAUAUGCUAUAUAUAUACUGUAGUUGAAAAUGGAGGACAAAUAUAAAAGUUAUAAUAAUUUAUAAUAUAUUCCGAAAUUUUUUUCGUCGUCACCCAACAAUUUUGAAAAGUUUGCAUGAAACAAUCUUUUUACAAGUCGUGCACAAUGGGAAAAAGUCGGGCAAAUUUCUUCUGCUGCCCUAAUUUUUCCUUCACAUACGCCUGUGCAAAUAGGACACUUGGAUUGUGAAGAGAACAUAUGUUGAUCUAAAGGAGAUGAGGACUAGAAAAUCACUGUAUUGUUCACUUGUUCGACCGCUAUUACUAGCUAUGCUCUCCCCGUGAAUGAAAACUGCAUUACAGGAAAUUUAUUCAUCGAGAUUAGCAGGAAUGAAGAUUUAUAGAUCUUGAAGAAAGUAGGAAGCAGUGACCUUUUAACUUGUAGUUUCAAUUACAUAUUUAAUAUAUUAGCUAGCUCACGUUACUGGAUAUAUUAAUAAUAUAUUACGUAUAGUUUUAUGUAGUUUAUUGGCAGCUGUAAUCAGUUGGGGGCAUUCAAAGCAGUACGGGAGGAAAAAGUUAGGGGGAGGGGGACGGACAAAAAAUUGCCCGACAUCAUGGGCUUAUUGAUAAAUUUAAAUAGAAGGAUUGUAUCUCCUAUACAAACGCGAGGAAAUACAAAGUCAGUCUUAAAACGAUCAAUAAAAAAUAGUUAAAGUAUUAAUUUACGAGUAUUUCCAAUAUUCAUUCUUUAAGAUAAUAAAUUCGAAAACUCUUCACUCGUAGCCACGUUGCCAUACGCCAGUUUGUUCGAGUCCGGGGGGGGGGAGGGGGGAUGCUCCCCCAGGAAAAGUUUGAAAAUCCGAGAGCUCUGACGAUAUUUCCUGCAUUCUGAGGAAACUGUAGCUAAUAUAUAUUUCAAAUUGCGUGCACUCCUCGGAAACCGGCGCCAUUCAAAUGACAUGAACUCAAAAUACAUCAGUUUGGGAACGAGCGCACAGAGUAUGUCAGUACGACGGUACUUGGUGUAAGCCUGCAGUACUGCAUGAAAGCCUCUCAGAUUAACAUCAAAUAGAUUUAACACGGUGGUAAGGGAUGCUUUUAGGCUUUUAGCUACAUCAAAAUGAUGUUUCGUAAAACAGUACUUUUUCUAUAAUCGAGGUCAGGUUAUCAGUUAUUAAAUAAUCAUCCAGUAUAACUAAUUAAAUCGGAUAAAACGUAUUUUCCGUGAACAAUAUUUGGCCCUUGGCUACGGCCCUACACUCUAUACUGCAUUCAAUAAUUUACAUUUUUUAAAUAAAAACAAAUUUCAAUCUGAAACUGUGUUUUUAAUAUACUAUAUACACAAAACAGUGGCGAAGCUGUCAUAUUAAAAUGUAUUGUCUUAGAUGUAGGUUAAUUAGCAUAGCAUGACCAGUUGCCAUGCCAUGGCUAUGACACUGAAUUCACGAGAGUGUGUGAAAAAUUCACAGUGAUUAAUUAUCUGCGGCUAUGUAAGAUACAACAAAGAUAUUCAGGCGUAAUGCCAAAGCUGAUGGAUUGAAUCGCAAGGAAGCCAACGAGAGUGAAAGUUGUACAAUUAUAUAAAUGACAAAUAUAGUCAAAAGAAACGCGAAGGCGGGCAUGCAGGCCCAGCAAAUUGCCUGAUUUUUAAGUAGAAUCUGCAUGACCACAAUCUAUAGUACACUUCUGUAAUACAUUAGCUAGAGUGGGACCAUUUUAAGGCUCGUGUAAUUACACUAUCAAAGUUUCUGUGAUCACACUAGGAAUUUUGCAAUGUUUAACACGGUUAAACGUUCCCUCAAAUAUUUCUUUAAAAUCUUGCAAAACGUAAAACUUACCUAUGCAAAAUUCCUAGAAACUUUGAUAGUGUAAACCAGCUUUUAGCAAAAUAUAAUAUUGCAGGCCAUACUUUAUAUUUGACCUGAUAUUUUUAUAUUUUCUUCUAUUUCAAGCCUGCUGUUGAGGUUGUGUGUACAUGAAUAUACAAUAUGACAUACCUUAUUGUUAUUGACAAUUUUACAAGCCUAUAGGCUAUGGAUGAUUGAUUUUCCAUGUUUAUCAGAGAAUAAGUACUGCCUUGUUUUAUCUAUAGUAUACAGUUGCUUAUCUGUAGUUGUCAGGAUUGUGAUGCUAUAAUUGUCAAAAUUUCUGAAGGGUUUCAUCCUUGAUAAAAAUUUACUGUAUCUAUGUAUCUAAGUAUGUGGAUAACUUUUGAAUGACUUUGCAUUAUGGGGGAAGGGGUGGUCGAAGGUUGUCAUAGGCUCCCCUCUCUAUUAAACUCCCGUUAUCAAAUCAAGGACCCUUCCUUACAGGAAACGCAUGCUGAAUUAUUAAUGUUGGAGCGUGAAUGUAAUGUAGUGUACACGAGCUGUGAAAAUCUGUAUUUUUGUUCACUCUGCAAACUGUUGGAAAAUGUUGUUUAACAGGCGUAAAACUGAACAAUAGGACCAGUUGUUCAAAGGUGGUUAGUACUAACCCUCUGUUUUAGUUUAUGUUAUAUUUCUGCACGUCUGUUUAUUUCAAAACUUCAGAGAAGUAAAUUCCUAUAUGGGUCAAGACAGGAUUUCUGAAGAAAAAGAAAUAUUUUCAAAUUUAUAAACAAGUUGUUGGAAAGUUUACUUUGAAGUUUGGGUAAACCUAGGGUUGAGCGAACAACUGGCUCCAGGGCGUUUAUGAGAUUACUUACGUAAGUCUUAUCUGCGGUAUUUAUUUGAUAAUUUUAAUUAAAUUGUACAGGGUGUAUUAAAAAAAUGUACACCCUUUCAAAUUCAAAUUAGCCAUAACUUUUAAAUAUUCGUUGCUCUGCAGUAAGCAAGGGUGGGUAUAGUAGCGAAGUAGUUGUAGUUCGCUACUGUAGCGAACUACAAUUUUCAAGUAGCCAGUAGUUUUUGACUACUUUUUCAAAACAGUAACUGUAGCUAUAGCGAACUACAUUUUGCCUAAAAGUAGCCAAGUAAUUGACUACUUUUCAAACAGCAAAUCGCUAUUCGCUACUUUUGAAAAUUGUUAGCAACUUGAUAGAACAGCGGAACGUUAUUAAGACACGGUUUGCUUAAAAUCAAUACUUAAUUUGCACGAAUAAAAUAUGCCGUGCAACUGUGCAAGUGUAUGCCAGCUUAUUUACUCGAAGUCGAUUUGUUAUAGGUUACAUUACAGCCUGAGCUAUAGUAGAUGUUCCAAAUACAGUAAAAUUAAAAAAUAUUGAGUAGCGAAAUAGCGAAAUAGUUCGCUACAUAUAAUUUUUUUAAGCAGUAGCUGUAGUCAGUAGCGAACUACUUUUGUUCAAAAGUAGCAGUAGUUGUAGCUGACUACAUAUUUUUGAAGUAUAGCUGUAGUUAUAGCGAACUACAAAAAGUUUGUAGUCAACCCACCAUUGGCAGUAAGCUGGCCCAUUUUAAAUCUUAUGCAGACAUGAAUAAUGCUUAAUUUAAACAUUUUUCUUUGAGUAGUGUAUAUGUUCAUACAAAUAGAAGUUAUCCUAAAUUUUUCACGCUCAUUAAUUCGAGAAUUUAUACGGCUGUCAAAUUACUACAAUAGAUUACGGUUAAUUUGAAUUUGAAAGGGUGUACAUUCUUUUGAUACACCCUGUAUUUACCACAUGCAGCUUGUCCUGUGUUGACACUGUGUAGAUGUCUUUGUAGGACUGAAUAGAAUGUAAUUUGGCGAAAUUAUUAUUGUAUAAGUACCUCCCACAAUUACACUAGGAGGCUCUUUGGAUAAAAACAGUUGAAAAUUAGGUGACUGCGUGGAGAGCCGCGGGAUUUGUAAACAAAGGAGUAAGAUAAUUAAAGCACAGCAUUUUUCUCGUCUCCAGAUAUUGUUAUGCAAAGUGUUUUAAGGCCAGCUGCAAAGGGCCUAUUGCAUUUCACCAUUUGUACAGGGUGUCCCAAAAAACCCGAAAACCAUUGAAAUCACUUAUUGUUAAAAUUGAAUGCCCUACCAAAAAGCUGAACGUAAUGAUGCGUAAAAUAUUGACAAGGUGCAUGUAUUAAAAUUUAGCUAAGAACAUCUCCUUGUAAAGUGUGCGAUUUUUUGCUCUUGGGAAUUUAAAGCAGCUUCUUAAUUAAGCCGGUUUUCCACUUGCGAAUUUUUUCGCGCGAAGCAAAUUUUUCUUUUGUCUUAUCCAAUUAGUUCCGGAUGGUUCCAGUUGAGAGACCAAAGACAAAUGAAAAAUUCCCAAACUCCCCUUUAAAAUACGGAUGCAGGUGUCAGGCCUUUGGAAAGAAUCAGUGAGAAUUGAGACUCAAAACCCUGAGUAAAAUAGUGCACCCGCAACCAAAUUUAUGAGCAAAUUUACUCAAAUUUAUGAGUAAAGUUUAAGAUUUAAUUGUUUAAUGCGUUCAGUUGAAUAUUAAUCAGUAAGAUAUAUAUUUAGAUUUCUUAGAUAGGCUGAGUAAAUAUGGAUUCUGACGACUGUUUUUGAACGAAUAUUUCUAAUAAACAAUGUUUUAUUAUCUAUUUGGGAAAAUAUAUUAAUUAAAUUUUACUGCAUCGUUUCACCAAAACUUUGAAAAUAACAAGAAAAUAUUGUUCUUUGUAUAAUUGCAUGGCGAUUAAAUAUAUAAUAGUUUUGUUUGUGGAAACACCACGUAAAGUAAUGUAGUAAUAAAUAAAGUAAUAAGUUAGAGAAAUUAUUAAAUUGCAGUAAUAAAUUUACGUGGUGUUUCCACAAACAAAACUAUUAUAGGAAAAUAUUGGUUUAAAAAUAUCUAUUUUGUUUUUUAUCGACCUUUUCAAGGUGGCUGAGCUUCGUUUUUGGCGUUCAUUAUGCAAAAUAUUUAAUGAAACGACCCGGCAGUACCAGACUGACCUUCAAGUAUCUUGAGUAUUACACUUGUUUCAAGUCUCGCUGGAAAAAGGGUCUAUGAACUGAUCUCAUAAUAUACAUCCAAUUAAAAAUGAAACUGGCCUCAUAACAGUUUGGACAAAACUGAAGCUAUUUCGAGAGAGACUUACCCCCGCCUUCUAACAAGCCCCCAGUUAAAAACCACUGGGGAAAUAUAAGCUCCAAGGUGGCUAUAUAGAGGAAAUACGGUAUAUAGGAUUCUUUGCUAUGCAUGGGCAAAAAGUAUAUAUUCUAUAUUUAUUUGUCUAUUUUAGAAAAUCGUCGCAAAAGCUGAAGAGGUACAGGAAACGUAUGAAUACGACGCCAAUAUUGAGGUUUGCAGGAUUGAUUGCUUAUUCUUAUUCCUGGUCAUAAUGAUAAACCAUAUUGCAUGAAUGUAAUUAUAUUGUGUGGUAAACUACUUUCCUGCAUAGACAAACCCACAGUCGUGUAUAUGUACAAAAGGUGUAAUUUCCACAGUAGAGAAAAAACGUCAGUGAUUUCCACAGUAGAGAAAAAACGCCAAAACACAAGCAUUUGAUUGGCUUCGCUAUUUUGUCAUCCAAAACACAAGCAUUUGAUUGGCUUCGCUAUUUUGUCAUCCGCACCCCCUUUCCAGGAUAUCUAAUCGUCUACCUCUUAUUAGGGCGAUUAAAAUUCAAGGCGUUAAUGUUAUGUAAUCAGUUUAUGUUAUAGAUCAGUACUGAUCCUUUAACAACCAGAUAAGCAUAACGAUUGAUAAAAACUUCUUCCUAGCUGAAAAGGAACCCAACCCAAUUUAUUGAAUAAUGAUACUGAGAGCUAGUUCUCAACACUGAGCCCCUAGAACAAUCCUGGUAGCCCUCCACCGGAUCUGAAAAUCCUUUGUUUAUAUUUCCUUGUGCAUGAUUACCAAACAGGGCUUCCAUGAAGCAUCAAUGAUUUAAUGACUGUAUUGUAGUAGAUCUCACCAUCCGGCCAAUCUUGUUUAGAUUCAUUCAAAAUGCUUUAUAGAGAUUUUACAGAUGCUGUUAUGUUGUUUUUAGCCAUUCAAUUACCUUGACACGAAAGACCUGGACAGCUUGGCAUCGCACGAUCUUAGAUAUAACACAGUUUUUCUAAUGAAUGUCACAUAUGAACUGAGUGGAAUUCACGUUCCUACAGAUAUUUAUGAUAAAGGUUGUUUUGUUUUUCUAGUUGUAGAUUAAGAUUAUUGUUUAAAUUACUCUGGGUGCAGAGGUCUUCAGCGAAACUGGAAACACCUUGAUCCAGGGAACUGUUUAAUAUACAAGACUUUUUCCUUUCUCGAGUUUCAGUUCAGCAAAAGCAAUGUCGACAAAGGAAAAAGUUGCUUCGCGCGAACAAAUUCGCCUAGUGGAAAACGGGCUUUAGAAUAAUAUAGUGGCAACUGAAACCCCAACGUAGCAAAACAACACACACAACAGAAACAAUUACCGUAUUUGCUUCAAUUAGCCUUCUUGGGCUUAAUUUUUUCCAUUGGUUCGAUCCGAACUGGGGACUUAUUAGAAAGGAAAUAGAGGAUGGGAGUAAAUAAGUUCUCACGCUCUGGUAAAAGAAUAUUAAGUUACAGAACCAUCAUUAGAGGAACUUCAAGGUUGAGAAAUUUUCAUACAAUUUACCAUUAUUUAGCCAUAUCAGUGAACGUUGAAGAACAUUUGUGUUCAUAUUUUGCCACAAGAUGGUCUUAUUUUAUUUCAGCGCUUCUAGAUUGGAGACUAAUUAGAAGUGGUGGGGCUAAAAUGAGGUUGGGGGCUAAAUAGAGAAAAUACGGUAAUGGAGUCUUCCAGAACAUAUUUUACAUCAUUAGCCGCAAUGUGUAGCGUUGCAUGCAUAAACUGAAUAUUCAUUUAACAGUACAAUUACGUUAUAUGGGCGUAUGGGCAAUGGAUUCUAACGGAGUAACCUAACUCACUAAACAAUGCUUAUGAUUUUCGCUGCCAGACUUUAUAGUUGAAUCAAAUAGACAAUGGUUGAAAGGUGAAGGUCAUUCAAAUUAUUACUGGUCCUGUGUGAUAUUUCAAUUCAAUUAUCCGAGUAAGAAAAAAGGCGCUGCUUAGGUAUACAUGUAACACUGACUGACUUCUGCCUAAAGGCGAUGCCUACGGAGGAGGCUAUGCUUAUAGGUGAAUUUUAGACUGUGUAUUUUAUUCAUGUUUAGCUCCUGAAAUAUUGAAUACAAUUAAAUGGACUGAAGCAUUAGAUAAGGUCUUCAUAAACAACACCAAUGACGAUCCAAAUUUAAAGUGGCAAUAUUUCGGCAGUCAAACUGGAGUGUUUCGAUCAUACCCAGGUAAUAUAUACUAAUAGGUCUACGUUAAUGAAUGUUGCAAGUUUAAAUUAAGCGUAGGUUUUAUGUGUCGUGAUUAUACUGUGUAUUCCAUUGAAACGUCGUUUUAUAAUCAACAAGAUGUGCUAAAUCAGUACUACAACCUUGCUCUCUUUAAAGCAAAUUGGUUUAAAAAAGCAAGAAAUUGGUUACAACCAAUUUUAACCAAAUUAAGUUGUUUUUUACAGUGUGGCAAAACGUUUUAAAUCCUGUGUAAUUUUCGAGCUAGAAGUAUUUGCCAUUGCUUCCUCUCUUAUGUCAUUGGUUUCUUUGCCGUCCCCCCCGGACCGUAUUUGAUGGUCACUGAUGGUCACUUACACAUGCAGUCACAUAUAGCUACACCCAAACAAUAUUAUCUCGGGCAUGAGAGGAGGCGAGGUUAUGUAAAUUUGCCCAGUUCAGUAAAAUGGCAUUUAAUACCUGUACAGACGGGCAAUUUUUUACUCUAUUUUCUCGUGUGUAGGGCAAAAAUUGACAAUUUUUCCUUGCCAAGGAGCCAUGUUCUAAGGCUAGUCAUGCCAGUUUUUGGUCAAGUAAAUUUUGCUCGUGUAGAAAUACAAGAAAUACUCCUAUGAUUUUGGUAAACAAACGGCUGCCUUGCCGUGAGAUAAACGUUUAACAGCAUUCCGUUUCCAUCAGCAACAAAACUUGUCAUGGAAAACUUGUCAUGGAAAACUUGUCAUGGAAAACUUGUUGACCGUGCACACGAGAAAGUAAACUUGUCAAGGAAAACUUCUGUACGGGGGCUUUAAUCGCUUAGCGGUCUCAAGGAUUUUGUCGAAGGUUGUAGAUACCUACAUGCAUAUAGAACAUGUAAAUAUGCCUUUUCCCGUUUGGUUUGGUUUUAGGCGCUAAAUUUGAUGUCGGACCAAAAGGCAUUGAUCUUUAUGAUGUUCGAAAACGUCCAUGGUAGGUUUCACAGCUGCUAUACUGUUUUCAUUCCAUGUCGUAGUUUCUGAUGUUGUCGCGAGGACUGAUAAACUUCCAAAACAUUAUAACAUGCACAUGCAUCUGCAUACGUUUUUUUUUACGAUUUCCCUCCUAAAUGUAUUUUUAUAUAGGUACAUCCAUGGUUCAACCUCACCAAAAUCUGUUGUCAUUAUUGUGGAUAGGCAAGUAUCACGAGAUAUGUGUGGCAUUAUGAUACUCUAGAAAAAACCAGUUUUCAUUCCACAUUUUGUUAUAAGAAAUCCCCCUUUAAUGGCCCACCCCUCCCCCUCCCAUCUCAUAAUUAAUCCUAAUUGCUGCUUAUAUAGUUUCUCUCUCUCUUUCUCUAACCAAAAAAAAUAUAUACUCUUGCAGUAGUGGCAGCAUGUUUGGACGACCGUUGUUAAUAGCAAGAAUUGCUGUAGCUGAACUCAUUGAUACUCUCUCAGAAAAUGACUUCUUUAAUCUAAUUUGGGUAGGUACAACUACAAUCCUCUUGCCCGAAGGCGUUGAGGGUGGUAAUCUCCAAUGAGAUAGUUAAGUACUCUCGCAGUAUAAAAAGUCUGUGUAUGCAUGAGACCACAGACUUGCGAAUUCGGCGCAUGGUAGGGGUAUGGGGGAAAACCAAAUGGUGGGCAUUCAGUGGAAAAGUUACAACCAAAUACCUUGCCAGUUACAGAUGAGUAAGAAUGUGCUUUGCUUGUGCUUUAAAUAAAUGCGUGCUUUGUAAUACAAUGGAACCCCGUCUUACGGCCACCUCGUUAACACGGCCCCAUCUUUAUUACGGUCGCUAAUUUUUUUGUCCCCAAAAAAUGCCAAGACAAUACAUUUCCUUAUAAAGAUAUCCCGUUAUUACGGCCACCCUAUUAAUAUGAUCAACUUUUUUGGCGCGUUCUCCGCAAUAUUAACGGAUUUCCACUGUAAUAUAUAGAAGGAACUGGGGCUUCGGUGGCGCAAUCGUCGAAGCAAGCGCAGUGAGCUCCACAUAUAUCUGCAGUAGGAACUUGGUUGCUCAAAGUGAAACCAGUUUCGUGUUAACCGCGCAUACAAAAACAAUAGAAAGGGACUGGAACUGACGUCCAACAGCUCCUUCAAUUUCCGCCAUCUUGGCAAGGAGUGUUGAAAUUUCGUAUUUUGACUUCGAUUUAAAGAAUAAUAUUGUGAUUUUAUGAACUGAAAACUUGAUUAGUGAUACGGUUCAUUAGAAAAAACUGGAAUUAGCUGGGGAAAAUGGUACAAAAACUGUUUACGACCUUCAGAGCUAUUGGACGUCAAUGGCCGCCAUCUUGGCUUCACUUGGCUUCACUUUUCUCAUUGACCAAAUGACUGAAGUUCUUACUCCAGAUAUAUAUAGAGAGCUCACUGAGCAAGCGCCUUUCACCUCUGAGAUCGUGCGUUAGAUUCUUGCUCCGGACUCAAGACAUUCAUGUAAAAAGAGUCAGUCAACACUCUUCCGAAAGUCGUGGGUUUUCUCCGGGUCUCUGGUUUCUUUCCACAGGGAAUGUUGACAUGACAGGGUGGGUUGGGGUUAGCCCAUACCGUAUUUACUCGUUUGAGCGCCGCCCUCGAUUGAGCGCCGCCCCCGAAUGAGCGCCGCAUUUGAGAUCAAGUUUUUUUAAAGAGCGCCGCCCCCGAAUGAGCGCCGCACUAAAAAGUGUAAAAACCCUCCGCCCGUCAAAAUGGGAACAUUUAGUGACAAAGACAUUUACAACUUGUUUAUUUUGUUGUUAAAAGUUCUUCUUAUAAUUCACAAAAAAAAGAUGUUUUAAAGAGCGCCGCCCCCGAUUGAGCGCCGCCCCCGAAUGAGCGGCGCAUCUGAAGCUCUUAAAAUUUAAAGAGCGCCGCGGCGCUUAAACGAGUAAAUACGGUAAUCUAAUUUACCCUUCCAACUUGGCUGUGCUCCGUGAUCAGACAUAGGUCAUAAGGUUGCUGCUCGAGGCGACCUUAGAUAGUCUUCGACCCAGCUGAAUCAGGUUGAGCUGCGUCCUUCGCAAUUCAACAUAGUUCUCUGCUGCAAAGAAGCAUGAUUAGCAGUUCUAAGGAUGAGUUGGAAGUUCUCCUUGUAUUUGUCAGGUAUCCCUAUCAAUCUAACUAUCUAUAUUUAUUUAUAAUAAACCAUGCAUUGACGUUUUAUCUCUUCAUUCUAUAUCCUUUUACUCUUUCAGUUUAACAUUGAUGUUCAUUACUUGGCAUGUGAAAAAAAAUUUGUACAAGCAACUUCACAAAAUAGAGAAGUAUGUUACAUUUGAUACCUUUCCUGUUUAUAUUUCUCCUUGUUUAAGAUGUAUGAUGUUUGUGUUAAUGUACGCUUUGUUCAUCCGUUUUUGAAAACUAUAUCUUCAGCUGUUAACUUAUCUUUUAGUAUUACAAGAGCAAGUUGAGAGACAUUCAGGCUAGUUAUGUUGCUUCGUGGCCCAAAGCUUACGAGGCCGCUUUUCAACUUUUGGACCACAGUCAGGUAUUGUGUUACUAUACUGACUACGUGAAUUCCUCUCCUUCCUGUAAACUCUUGAUGAGAACCCAUAAAAUGCAUAAAUUGAAUAAAAUCGUUUUAAUUGCGUUGUAUAUACAAGACUACAGACGGCAAAGAUUGAAUUUGGACAGACAGUUUUACCCGGCCUACCGACCAUUCUUUUUGGGGAAAAAAUCCAUCAAGUAAUAAAAAAGGUCUGGCCUGAAGAAGCUUUUUCAAGAAAAAGCUUGACUGUACACAUGAUUAGAUGCCAUGCAGCUGGUACCUACGCAGGCUAAGGAAAACGUACUCGUCUAUACAGGGAUUUUGUGAGCAGAUUGUUUCUCUUGUUGCUGCUCUCUCUAACUUCAGAUCUAAUUCUAACUUCAGAUCUCAUUCUAACUUCAGAUCUAAUUCUAACUUCAGAUCUCUCUCUAACUUCAGAUCUAAUUCUAACUUCAGAUCUCAUUCUAACUUCAGAUCUCAUUCUAACUUCAGAUCUAAUUCUAACUUCAGAUCUCUCUCUAACUUCAGAUCUAAUUCUAACUUCAGAUCUCAUUCUAACUUCAGAUCUAAUUCUAACUUCAGAUCUCAUUCUAACUUCAGAUCUAAUUCUAACUUCAGAUCUCUCUCUAACUUCAGAUCUAAUUCUAACUUCAGAUCUCAUUCUAGCGCGGACCAAGUCCAAUUAGUUUGAACAAGCCUGAUUCAUACUAGCAAUUUUGUCAGCGAUUUUGUGUUUCUGACGGAUGCAAAUUAGUGAACUCGCACACAAAAGUAUAGAGUCGCAUUUCCGAAGUCUUUUGCAUGUUCAUUCGAUCGCCGACAGAAUUGCCAGUGUGAACCAGGCUUUAUGUCUCCGUUGUGUGAAAUCAUGCGUCUAUAUUAUUCUCACUUUUUUCCAAGGAUGAUGGUGCCGGUUGUCAAAAAGUAAUAACGGUUUUCACCGAUGGACCAACUGAGCGAGCUGAGGGGGUUUUUGAAACCUACAAUAGCGCCAAAGAGGUUCGGAGUUUUGUGUUUUUAUUUUGAAAAGUUAUAUAUUUCAACUACAAAUAUCAAUAAUUAGUUACUUAAAAUGUUCGUAUGUGAGUGAACAAUAGCUUCUACUUCCAAAUUUUCAUUAGUUUCUGUAACUCGUUGACUGUAGGCUUGCAAGUAGAAAAAUUAUGUUUUAGUUUCUGCAAAUCCUUUAGUAACCCUUCCCUGUGGGCUUAAUUAUUUCAGGUACGUCAGGGCUCAUUAUUAAAUCUAAAUGUCUCUAUUUAGUGCCUGCGAGCAAAAAUCAUACAAAAUGCGCCUGCAAAGAUGCCUCGUGUUUUCAGGUUUUGGUAAGAAAGGUCUCGCAUGCACGCUCACGCGUUUUAAUGAUGCCUGGGACACGUAAUGAUAGACAGGGGGUAUGGGUAAUUGAUUUUCACGAAAUACAGUAAGCAAACGCACAGUUCAAUCCUUGUAGUAAUCACAUCCUUGUGGUAGUCACUUAUAUUCAUUAAUCAUGUUUAAAACCGGUAGCCCUUUGAAGAGUGGUUUGGGUAUAUCUCCAAUAAAUGUAACUAUUUACAUUUUGUUACAAUUUGCAAAAUUAAUUCACGAUGAAAGCUAAUAUUGAAUAUGUAUUAAGUGUACGUUACUGUUACAUCGAAAUUGCCAUAAUGCUUCUCUCCAAGUUACGUUAAUAAUAUCAAUUAGAGUUUUGAAGGAAGGGAAGGAGCAUUGAUGAGUCCAUAACGUAUGGACAAUUUCAAUAGAAAGACUAUUCCUGCAUACAGCUCUCCGCAUUAGUAAAAUCCUUUGGCAAAAAACAAAAUUCAAUCUAAGUCAGUCCAAUUACAAUUAAUCAAUUAAUGUCAUUUACAGUUCAAGUGAACUUUAGUGUAGGAGGAGUGUGGAUAAUUAGAAUUGAAAACACUUCAAACACUCUGUCGCGAAAUCACUCUCAGUUAAACUUCCUUUGAAAGCACAUGCACGAAUUGACCAGACAACAUGGCCGGCGAUCCAAGGAUUUAUUUGGUCAAUACUCAAUUCUUACUGGAAAGUGUCGAUUAACCGAGCGUUAGUUGUGGAGUAAUUAAUUUCUUCCUUUCAACAAGAAGGGGAUUAUUAGAGAGGAGCGAGGUCAAUAGAGAGAGAGUUACACGCGUAAAAACGCUCAGGUUGUUGCAAUAUUGAUGAAAACAGGAUUGAACAAUGUUUUGCUGCCCACAUUGUUCACAGUUGUUAACAAUGUUGAACAAUUUUGUUACACCCGAUACAGUCUUAACAUUGUUGACAAGUGUGAACAACGUGGGCAGCAAAACAUUGUUCAGUCCUGUUAAACAGUACAGUAGGCUCAGCGUUUUUAGCCGUGUAGGCUAGGCACGACGUCAAUGAAUACCGUCCAUAAUCUACAAGUAUCUACGUCAUGUCAGCCAUUUAUCUGCUAGCAUGUGUCCGCAGAUGACUAAUUUUCUUACCCUUUUUCGUGCAGAUAAUCAGAAAAUUAUUGGCUUCAUAAGAAUUCUGGGAUUAACAUGCAUAAUGCCAAUUACAUGGUUUGCUGAUGUAUUUCUAAUUUUCGCUCUCCUAUACCUAUUCGAUUUCAGGUUCAUGUGUUUACAUAUGCGGUUGGUCCACCAGCACACAGUAUUGAAGCCUUGAGAUCAAUUGCCUGUGACAACCGAGGUAAGCCUAUUACAAAGCAUACAAGUGGAAAUAGUAAGUACUGAAUUCUCCUAUAUUUUGGUUAUUAAUGCGUCAUAGGAUUAAACGUUUGAUUAUAUUUGUCUUUCCAGGUUUUUUCUACCGUAUACCUGGCGUGGGAUCAGUAAGAGAUGUUAUCAAGGUCCGUCUCAUCAUCAUCCCGUUUGUCCCCUCAAUGGGCAGUCGGGUCCCCUCGACACCUUCCACUCUAGUCUGUCGUCAACUUUAUCCAGAUCCACAACUCUACCUUCACCGCUUCCUCGGUUGUCCUCUCUUCCACGUUCCUGAUUCUCUACGCUCCGUAGCCCAUCUGAUAAACUAAUUUUCCCCUAUUCUCUUCACGUAGCCAUGCCAUUCAUCUUUGUCUACUUGUCCAUCACCUUCAAUGGACCAUUUGCAUUAUAGACUACAUUUUGAUCUAGACAAAAAUUUCAUCACAAUUUGAAAGAGCAUCACAAAAUUAGUAAUAUUCCAAAGUUUCGUUGCGAAAUGUUGUAAAAUGCGGAUAAUAUAGCCAUGCGAAGUUUGUAAUUUUCAGUCAUUUUGUAUUACACCCAAUCGGGUGUUGGGGCAUCAAUUUCCCGUUUGUAAUACAAAAUGACUGAAAAUUGCAAAUUUCGCAAGGCUAUAUUAUCCGCACUUUACAACAUUUCGCAUCGAAACUUUGGAAUAUUACUAAUUUUGUGAUGCUCUUUCAAGCUGUGAUGAAAUUUUUGUCUAGAUCAAAAUUUAGUCUAUAAUGCAAAUGGUCCAUUCCAAUUCCUUUCUUAUAAAGGACAGUCUCCUCCACAAAAAAUGAAAGUGAAUGUUCACAUUAAUUCGACUAAUCACAAAAUAGAUAUCCUUAGGCAUCGUGAAGUUUCGGAUGGAACAAACGCUAAUCUUUUCUUAAUCGUCCACGAUUUUAUUGUGAAGACUAAAUGCUUUGAUCAUAUCUUUUCAAUCUUACCCUGUGCAUGGAAUAUCUGUGCACUGAUUUUGUACGAAAUAGAAAUUAAUUCUUAAUUCCGCAUGAGUAUAGUGUCCUCAUGAUAUAAUUAUUGUUUUUUAUUCAUGUUGCUGCUAGUUUGUCAUUGUUUUCCUUCCUAUUUCUUACAAUAAAUAUAUUUUAAAUGAAAAGUUUGCUAAAAGUACUUGAAUUCUAAAAUUAUUUGUUUACCAUUAAGGGCUAUGUGUCUGUCUUGAGUCGACCAAUGGCAGAAAGGAAUGAGCAUGAUCCUAUAUGGAGUAGUGUAUACGUCGAUUCAGGAGUAAGUUGUAGUGUUUUGAAAAUUCUUCUGUUCCCUUCGUCAGUCCAACUACAGGUAUUGGCCAGGCGUUUGCUUUAUUUUGGCUGACUAUAGUUCAAUCGGCCUAAGCCAAAUUUAGGCCAGACCAAGGCCUGCAGUAUAAAUGACGUGCUUCAGAGUCCUAUAUACAGUAUGUGUUCCAUUGCUUCCCUUUGCCAUAGUGACAGUCACGUGAAGCCUAAUUUAGUCUCUGCUACAGUAACAAGCAUGCACGACGGUUUUGUUGAAAUCACCCGCGUUGAACUCACAGUUGAUCCUGAAGAAUACAACCACUCUGGGAAACUGAAACCAGCCAGUUGACCAAACUAUUCUGCUUCUGUAAAAAUGCAGACUACUUUUUCUGUCCGAUUUUAGGGAGUUUAUAACUUUAUUUAACUAUUUGUUAACUGUGUUGAAUGCACAAAAUGAACUAUUUUUGUGUUUUGUAGCGUCUAGGGAUGAUGAUAACUGGAACACUGCCAGCAUUUGUACGAACAAACAAAACUGUGAGUAUAUCGUAGAGAAGAGCUAUUAUCAUCAUUAUUAUAUUUUCUCCUAAAUGAAGAUAUAAGUGGGGUACAUGUUAUUAUGUGAACACACAUUAGACAGGUUAUGCGGUAGCAGAAGUCAUAUCUGAACCUCACACUGGCGGAGUACUCAUCUGAUUGGUUAAUCGGGUAGAUUAGACGGUUAACGGUAUAGCCGUUGUGGAAGUCAAAUCUGUGCUGCUCUAUUGAUUUCAAAAGAGCAAGAGCAAGACGAGUACCUUACUUUAAUUUAAUUUAAUUUAAUUUAAUUUAAUUUAAUUUAAUUUAAUUUAAUUUAAUUUAAUUUAAUUUAAUUUAAUUUAAUUUAAUUUAAUUUAAUUUAAGGAAUAAACCUUGUAGAUGACAAUUUAGAGUAUUUUUUAGCUUUGUUCACAGAAUUUAGCAUGAAAAGUUCACCCAACAGAUGUUGUUUUGUGUGUAGGGUGGCCCUGAGAUACUUGGUGUGGUUGGAACAGAUGUGACCUUGAAAGAUAUCGAUCUUUUGUUUGACCUUACGUCGGUAUGUGUAUUAAGAUAGAGAACUUUAUAAACCACCCACCAGAUCACCUUAUUAAAACGAUAUUUUGUCAGCUUUUAAACUUAUGAGAAACUCACUUAAACAUUUUAUCCUCAUUGUUCAUGACACUGUAAAUGCUUUUGUAAUAAAAAUGUUUGACUUUCACUGUCAAUUCCCCGAAGAUCUCUUCUAACACAACCUGAUACUCCAGCACAUUGUAUAACUUUUUAUUAUCCGAGGAAACUCCAUUGACAACUAUAAAUUCGCCAGGAAGUUGACGGAGUGAAGAAAUGGCAAUCUAAAGACGUCUAAAGUUUUCACCUGAUUUUGAAGCGUACAUGUUAAUUUAUGUAUUUAAAUUGAACAUUUAGAUUGGUGAUGACGGAUACCUCUUUCUUAUCAGCAACAACGGUCAUGUUAUCAAACAUCCUGGAUUUGAAGCGCAUGUAGGUAGUCCACAAGAGAGAAACCUUCAUGUCAUUAUAACUGCAGAACUAUAAUAAAACUUAGGUAAAUUCGGCUAUUUAAGUUCCGUGAUUUGGGGAGAGUAAGUGAUAUUCGUCUGAUAUGUACUCAUAAUUUACAGGACUCGUAAUUUUCUGGAUCUUCAACGGCUUCAACAAUUUAUCAACACAAGCAAAUUAAUUAGUAUUAUUGAUGGUUUUUUGCUUGUAAAUUUAAGAGAGUAAAAUAUUGUGUUAUGCACAUCAUUUGAACCUUUGUAAUUUUAUGCAAAUGCAUUCAAACGGUUUUUUUUCCAAUUUUCCCGUAGCUUGGUUAUCUGCCAGAUCCUCCUGAUGUGUAUAUAUCAGAUAUUGAGUACAGUUGGGAUGUGAACAGUACUAAACCAGUGAAGGUAAUUAUUUGGUAAAUAGUGUUCAGUCGUAUCAUGUCUAUAUACUGUAUAGACGGUUUGUAAUUGAGAUCAAAUGACGAAUUAGAAGUCUUCACCAUGUGGGAUGUAAUUUAAAUUGCAAACAAGUUUUGCCUUUUGCCAAGGGGCAGAGGGUUAGUGGAAAAGUGAGUUUCAGAUUGCAAGUCACGGGGGCAGAUAGGAGUGAGGCAUGGGAUAAGUGACUAGUUGUUUAAUGACAGGGAGGAAGUUUGGGUGGCAUUUGAAUAUAUAAUAUCAACAUAUUUAUGAACAAUUACUUUCAGAAAACCAUCAAGAAUGUUACACAACAUUUCGUGAUAGGUUCUGUUGUUUGGUAAAAUCAAACUCGAAACAAUCUUCUCGCAUGAUGCGACUGGAGCGCAUACUGUGCAGAAAUCGGUUCCGUGUCUCAGGGAGGGUGAAAGCCAUAUGCCCCACAUUAGCUAUGAACCAACAUCCCUAACUAACCGUGUGUCUGAUCAAUACUUACGACUGUAUUCUAAAAGCUCACUCGCACUCAAAGAGUGGAGGUUCAAUCUGAGCUUCCCUUGUGUGUCAGUGCUGUUUUUGAAUAGCUGAAGGGUGAGUAGUCACAUAGUAAGGUACGGGACUAACCCUCCAGCUAUUCAAAAACAGCACUGAUACUCAAGGGAAGCUUAGAUUGAACCUCCACUCUUUGAGUGUGAGUGAACUUUUAGAAUACAGGCGUUAGCAAAUCGUAUCUGGUUAAAGGUCGAUACUCAAUAGAAUUAGUUCGAAAAAGGUAAAAAAGUUGAGUAUAUAUUUUUGUUGUAUAGUUACGUGAAAGGAUGCUUAAAACGAAACAGAACGAAGUUGGAACCAUGACGUUUGAUGUUGCGUUGUUUUCGAGAGAUGAGGUGAGCGUGAUACAUUUUGUGCUGGAGCUAUCAAGCCAACACAUUGGCCAACAGAGAGUGAGUUCGUGUUGGCCAGUAUAGAGUGGAGAAGAGGAAUACGUCAUUUUAAAUACUAAAUGUUUUCACAGUUUAACUUACGAGUGAAGAAGAGGAAUAUGAAUUAUUAUUUUACAACUGUGGACGACACUCCCAUCUGGUGAGAUUUCUCCCAACAUUAUUAUUCAGUUGUGUUGUCCUUUUUAUUGUGUAAAUUUCUGCGCGUAGUUAAAGGGAAUUCGAGGCCCAUAAUGGUGUCAGUCCGCCCUGGGAACCAGUACUUCCCGAGAACUAAAUUUGGAUGAAAGUUGGGCAUAAUUGAUACAUAAUUUAUGCAUAUAUUCAUUCUCUGGCGGCAGUACGCUCUGAGUGUCCUUUAGUUGUAAACUGGAAUUUGAAAAGUAUUUGUAACAACCAAUGUUUUGUUGUAGGGCUGGCAUCGCAUUCCCGUCCACUUAUGUUGAAAUAGUUCCAGGUAUGUUAUACGUAUAAUGUCGGUAUUUUUCCUGCUGUAUUUUAUUUUCUAGCUCGCAUGCUCGCUAACAUUCGUUGAAGGCGAUCAAAAAUAAAUAUAUUGUGAACCGAUAAACAAUAAAACCAUAGGUUUCCCGAAAAGGUAUUUUAUUUUUAAAAAAUCCAUCAACUUGCAACUAAAUACUCUCGCUUGUUUUAAUCUACACUAAAACAUCUAUAAUUCGUAUUACGUGAAGUACAUGUUGCACAGUGCAUGCACAUAGUGUUGCAUCAUUAUGUAUAUUAUUUCCCCAAAGUUGGCAAGAAAAUACCGAAUUUAUCACUGUACACAAAAACUAAAUGACGAAAAACUCGUUCAUAAACAUCGAAGUUAUUUGAAAAAACUAACUCGUUAUGAUCAGACAUAACUUUAACACUCCUACAUUGUAGUUUUUGUUUUUUCACCACAUUAAAACGAGUGAAUUUUGCGAAAAUUGCGAAAAUUUCUUACUUAAUUUAUUAAAUUCAUCAAAUUUCUUACUCAAUUUAUUAAAUUUUGUCAAAACUAAGGGGAAUGAUGGUUGCCGGCUCUCUGAUUGGCCAAUAUUUCACCUAGCUUUCAGUCAGCCAAUCAAAGAGCUUUAGGUUGUGACGUCGCGCCGGCAACCAUCAACCGCAUAUAUUUUUCUUGCCAAUAUUGGAGAAAUAAUAUAUAUAUGAUGCAACGCUAUACCUUUUCGGGAGACCUAUGAUAAAACGUUAGAUGAGACCUUAACAGGCCAUUUCCGAAUUGUGCUAUAGUUGUGAAGAACAACGCCACGUCGAGGCUUCGUGCUGAAUUUGCUGUAGAAACAUUACACAUUUGAACAAAGCCUCGUUCACAGGCUAUGGUCUGUGGUCAUUCAACCGAAAUUUGGAAAUGGCCUAUUGUACCGAUUUGAAGCGGCCCAAAGUUUUGGAAUUUAAGCAGUGGCGGACACUGGGAGGGAGGGGCAAUAAUUUCUUAAAGCCUGUGAAUGAUAGCUGUGGUGUAACAAAGUCCAACUAUAAUUUUUCAACUAUGAAAGCGUUGGUAGGCUAUAAAUCAACCUAUAUAUUGCAAGAAAUUUCGAGGCCAAAAAGUUUAAAGAACCAAGAUAGUAAAGCAGCAAAAGGUGGUAAUAUGUAGGCCACCUAAAUCCCCCACGCCACCAAUAUUUCGUGAAGAGCCCGCCACUGAUUUAAAGAAUACAAUAUAUAUAGUUUAAAAUCUAUAACUUUAAGGGUAAAGUAGUUCGCGUGUUAUUGCGACUCUCUGCAAUGUUCUGACCACUGCGUUGUAGUAAUAAGAGUGCAGUUGACACAUGUUCCCUAAUGUAAUGUAAUCAGUAAUGUAUACAAACAACAGAGUUUUGUAGGAAACACAUCUACCUGGAAAAUACAAACGUUAUGCUGCCAUCUCAUCGUUACGGCAGAUUUCACCAUUUGUGAACCUUUAUUUUCUUACUUGUUAGUGCGCGAGGUGAAUAAUGUAUUUCUUAAACAUUUGCUCUGAAUUAUUUUGUUAGGCGACCCAUCAUCGAGUGAAACUGUAGUUAAUUUCUUACUUGAUUACUGGAAAAGUAAUACUUUCCCCUCUGAGUAAGUAGUAAUAAUUUGCAGAGAGUGUGAUAUAUAUUAAAUAUGCAAAUAUUAAGUAGCUUAUAUAUAGCAUUAUAUAUAGAAUUAUUAUUCCCACCGUGACCGGCAUAUUUUUCAAGCUCGCCCGGUGUGGAUAUACACUCAGAGUAAUAUCACAAACAUCAUAUUCACUAAUUCACCUGAGUACACAACACCAACACAGAAAAAAAUAUAUAGCAUUGUUAUAUAAUUAUGGACGUUACGGAUUGAAGCAGUAUUUAGAAAUUUGGUUGUUGCAUGAUGUACUUGGUUAUGUUACGUACUUGCCACACGGUGGAAUACAAACAAUACAAUGUAUGCCAUCAGCCGGAGUGAACGUCUUGACCCUUGUACUUAUCAUUUUUUGUUGAAUUCGUAGAGAUGACGUGGAGACAUUUGUUAAGAUCUAUAAUGGUUCUUUUAAUAUUUCAAAGUAAGUAAUUUGUUUUUUAGGAAACCGUUGGAAACGCGAAUGGCCUUUGCUUGAAACUUCGAUACUUAUAGCUGCUCCCAUCCGUUCAUUUUCGUAAUCGAUUGUUUCUAUUAAUCGAUGUUAAUCGAUUGUUGAGAACGAUUAAUCGAUAACGCGAAAAUGAACCGAUUAAUCGAUUACGAAAAUGAACGCUAUGUAUUAAAUAAAUCUCGACACGUCCACAGUGGCUGUUAUGUCCUUUCACAGCCAAUGGGAGCGCUGGUGAUAGCAGAGAAAUCAAAACAAGUCGCCAUUUGAUCACAUCGAUAUUACCAUCUCAUCAUUACCAUUGGGAAAGGAAGUUAUCUAGUUAUAUAUGCAUACACGGCUGUUUUGUUGAGUCGAUUAUUGUUAAGAAUAAUCGAUUGCCAAGAAACACAAAAAAUUCCAACCUACCAAGAAACCAUCCAAAAAGAUAUAAAGUUAUCUUUUCCUCAUCAUUAAAUAAACUUUAAAAAAAAACGAAAAAUGCCCUUCAGCCGUUUUAGUGCACACGUCAAAUUUAAUUUAAAGUGCGAGUAACCCCAAAUAUAAUUUUUGGUAUGUGUAAUAUUUGGGUUAUUCUAAGAAGAAAUGAAAUGUAUCUUUAUGGUAAAAACCCUCAUAUUGAUCAACUUUUUCAUUGUCAAAGUUUCCGGGUAUGAUGUCAUUAGGUGAAUUAUUGGUACAAAAAACAAAUGACAUGAUAAGAUGGGAUAUUUUAUUAUAAAGAUACUGUAUAUUACAUUUCUUCGAAUGACCUAGAUAUUACACAUACCAAAAAUAUUACACAUAUCAUAUUUGUGGUUAGUCGCACUUUAACGUUCGUGAUGGUUCCGUAUCAUGACCUACUACUAAACAAUAAUGCGUGUUGGUAAAAUACAGUGAUUUUAAGUGGUACUCUACAAAAUAUUUUAGCUUUGAACAUUUAUCGCAUAUAUAUGCAACGAAAAAUUAUAUAUUCGUGUAAAAAACCUCACGUUUUUGGGUUGAAGGGAGAAUGUUUAUUUUGUAUGUGAUACCCGGCCAUGCAUGUAAUAUUCCAUACAAAGAUAUGCGGCUUUUCUACGUCUUUCAGAAAAGACAUACUCUCCGACAACUACUGCUGUAUAUAACAUGAGAUAUUGCCCUUCUUCUUUAUUUACUGAAAAUCUCUCAUUCUGGGUGUUUUAAUAUAGAUCUGACUCGACAUUUACACCAGAGAAAGGAAUUGUAGGUCGUGUUGAUGAAUAUCCAAACGAUAUAACUGUACUGACCGUGCCAUAUAAUUCAGGUAUUAAUUAAAAGUGUUUUAGGACGACCUUCUGACUCUUUGCUGGGUCAUUUCCCCUGUAAUGAGCAUCAUCACACCUUUCCAGCAAUGUUUCUUCGUUUGAGAUGACUUAAUGCAGUUGCAUAAAAUUUUAUUGGGUAUAAAAUUUUGCACUCGGAGACUGCAUAUAACACCUCCAGCGAAUUAAGUUAUGUAUCUUGCAUAAAUUAUGCUACAUACAUUAUGCUACAUACAUUGUGCAGAAAAACUCGACGUAUUCGCUCAGAUAGUAAACAACAACCGCGUCAACUGUUAACAAAAAUAACUCUUUACCCAUGCCUACAGAUUCUGUUGUUUACUAUAGGCAAAGAAAAUGCCGAAGAUGUUAAAAUAACUGGCUACAGAAAGAUGACGACUAAUGCAUCAGGGACGUUUGUUAAUGUGGGAGGCAAGUUAUUCUUAUCAAACUCAUUAAUAAUUAAUGACCUUACGCUAAAUCAGAAAAUCACCUCACUCCGCGCUCAAGUGGCUGAGGGAUUGCCUGGUAUGACUACUGUUAUACUUGGACUCGGAUCCAUGCAAGAUCCAUGCAAGUGGUCUUUUAAGCUCCAUGAAAAUCUAACACCUUCGCACCAAAUAUAGAGCAACUUGUGGAAAACAUUUUUUGUCCAAAAAUGUUUGUUACACGUAAAAUGAUGUAACACAUUACGACCACGGUUUUAAUACGUACUCCUUUUCGUCACGUAACUGCUAUGCUUGGUUAUUGCAUUACCUACUAUUGUUAUGAAAUUCUCAUGUUGUGUACUUUGACUGAAUUGUAUUCAAGCCGAAACCCUUUUUACAGUUUACAUGUGCAGGUCCAGUUAGAGAGGUGUCUGUACAACAUACAUCCACAAUAAUACUUCGCAUGAUUGAAAUGAUAAAUUAAUUACAAGAAUAACUUUCAUAUCUGCUUGUAGUUGUUGGUUUCAACAUGAACCAUUCGCAAUUUCAGCAAGUUUAUUUUAUCAACGAUUCCAUUCAGGUAAUGUAAAUAUAGUAUAUGAUUUAUUACAAAUCUAUUGGACGAGCCUAGUAGUGAUUAAUCUUUCAAAAGUGCAUUUUAUAUCCAAGUUCUGAUCAUAUAUAUAUAUAUAUAUAUAUAUAUAUAUAUAUAUAUAUAUAUAUAUAUAUAUAUAUAUAUAUAUAUAUAUAUAUAUAUAUAUAUAUAUAUAUAUAUAUAUAUAUAUGUAUUUUAUAUUUUGUUCUCGUCUUUGAUUUAUGUUUGUUAUAGUUUGUUUUCAUUAAGGUUGGUCUUCACAUGGGGCUAUUCAUGUCCUGUUGACCAUACCUUCAACCAUAUUAUGUAGUGGUUUAAUCUAUUUUAUGUAUGGUUGUAAAGUUAAUAAAUAAAUAAAUAAAUAUAUCUAAUUUCACAUCAUACACAUGAUUAAUGAAUCUUAACUUCCUACAUUCCAGGGAAUUGAUCAGUUCUGUAACGCAACAGUUGACGAGGUACAGUGAAAUGUUGAGUUUGUAAAAUGUUUCAAAACAUUUAGUUUGAUCCAAUAAUUGCGGGAACCACUGAGUAUUUUCAUAAAAUGUAUGUUUUUAGUUUGACCAACUUGACUUGUAAGUGAAACAUUAGUUCUGGAAAUUAAUCUAAAAACUUUGUUGUAAAAAGCCUUAAUUUUUUUUCUGGCUAUUUUUUCCAUUUAGUGCGUUUUUGCCUGCAAUUGGGAAAGCAAGUGUAUACAAUUUGAUACAAUACAGCAAAACGCAAUUAACGUACAUGUUUCGCAUGAGAAUUGUAAAGAAGAAUGCUAUCAUAUUGUUUUAGGUGGAUGGCUAUUAUUGUUAUCUUCUCGACGAAAAUGCAUUUGUAGUUGCAGCAAAUGUACACCCUGAGGUAAGGCUGUUUAUGUUUUACUUGCCACUCUAUCUCACAUCGUUGAAUAUUGCUUCUAAAUAUGAACAGAUACUGAAAAUAAUUUAUUAAUUAAGGCCCCUCUCGAAUACCCUCCCCCCGUUCUAGGGAAAAAUAUUAAGCUCUCUUUCUCUAGUUAGUCUAGUACCCCCACGUCACCUUCAUAAUAAAGAAAUGCAUAUACUGUAUACUUGAUAGAUUUAUUCGGUAUUCCCCUGUCUCUGAUAGUUUUAUAAUCUCUCUCUAAUAAGCAGUAUUUAUCCGUCUAGCAAGUGCGUGCAGCACGUUGUUUAGCUCCCCUCUCUAUGCCCCUCCCAGAGAUACAAUAACAAUUGUUAAGAUAUAAUAAUCAAGCAAUUAUUAUAUAUCUGAUUAUAUAGAAAGUAACUGGACAGUUUUUUGGGAACGUCAAUGGUGAAGUUAUGGAACAACUGACCACAGGCGGAAACACAGUGAUCUAUGAAAGGUAUUCUUAAGUUCACAUUACAUUAUAGGGGAAUUAUUCUGGUGAACUGAAUUGCGCAUGCCUACAUAGUCUGCAUAAUCAGCAACACCGCGGAAGAACGUCUGCGCAUGCGUGUGCACAAAAAGAUGGCGAGGAAUUUAAAUGCCAAAUUGUAAACAAAAACAUGGCUAUUUAAUUAUUUGAGGUAAUUGAAACAAACUAAAAAAAUACACUAGACGGGUAGUUUAGACAUUAAUGAAAAGUUUUCUAAGAUUUCAAAUCUUAAAUUAAAAAUUACCGUUUAAGACCGGGAGGCGUGUGAACAUUUCUUGAAAAAUUGUCCAAUACCGAACUUAAGGAGGCUCCCUACAGUUCCGUGCGGGAUGUUCGCGGGACAAGUACGUGAACUAUCCCACGCAACUGCAUGAUCAAAACAAAGCAAUGGAAAAAAGCGUUGAAUAAUUUCUAAUGGAAAAAAGCGUUGAAUAAUACUUCAUUUGAGUGCCAAAUCACUUGCGAGUCUAUACAGCAAUUCUACAUAUGAUAAGAAUAUCACUAGACCAAAAAUAGCUAUAAAACAAUAUUUUUAUUUUUUUUUUAUACACUGUAAAACAUUUGCAUAUACACUGUAAAACAUUUGCAAAAUUGCAUACAAACGUUUAAAAAGUUGUUUACUUCUCAAGAAAACGUUCACGUUUUUAGUCGUGUUUCUACAAGAUUAAAGUGAUUAUAUGUAAACAGAAAAAUAUUUCAGUUUCAUAGCCUAAUUGUUCGUUUUUAGCAAAAAGUACAAAACCAAACAUGAAACAAAAAACACGUCCACCUGGUAAUAGGCUGUUACAGCUCAUAGAUUGAGUAAACGGCAGGAUUCAAUUAGCUUCAACUUGUUUUCAUCGAUUUAAUCCUUCACAAUAAUCCUUGGCUGUCCAUAGCACUCGAAUAAAUCGAAAAGUUGACAAAAACAAAACAGUAAAAAGUAAAAACAACAUUGCGGCUCGAUUUUGCUGAAUGAAUACUCGUUCUGCGCCCGCGUAGAAUCUUUUACUAGUCAGCGACGCUUUUCAAUAGGGGAAUUUCUCGAGUUACACGAGGCUAUUUUCUAACUUUAUUUGCAUUUUACUCAUCAGUUUCAUCGGUGACCUAUCUUCAAAUUUUGACCACGAAUUUAUUUUGCGGUAAAUUUUAUAAAUUUCAAAUUUUAAAAAAUCUGUUGUGUGGAAAUUUCGCAAUAAAUUUUUCGCUUUUAAAAAAAUCACACACUACAGAAUUUUUUUAAACUUUCACCACAGUUGCAGAGCAUCAUUCCUUAUUGAUAUAUGAAAUAAAAAAGAUAUGUCACCGACAUCGUUUUUGAGAUAUCGGCACAUUUAUGGGUUAAAUUGGAAGGCUUUAUGCUGUCGUCAUGUUGCCAUGGGAACAUUGACAUCGUCGAAAUCUAGUUCUAAAUAUUCCUUAGAUGACCAAUAUUGCCACCAAGUCGAAAAGAAUUCGCGUUCUGCAAGAAUAAGCCUGUUUUACGGAAUUAUUGCUUAAACAAGAAUAACUGUAGGGAGCCACCUUAAAGCAGAAAAGUUAAGAAAACUAUAGAAUAGUUAAGCAUUUGCACACGAUUAAAUUGUAGAGUAAAUAAUUACCCUUAAAUAUAGUCAACGCAAAAAUUAUACAUGCUACGCAAAAAAAGUUAUUGACAAAAAUGUGGAUCGUAUGAGCCUACGAAAAAUAUCUUUGUAUGGUUCAGUUAAAGAACGUUUUAUACAAUAAAUUUAUCGACAGUUACCUUUGGUUCAUUUUCUUGCAAAAUACUAUUUCUUGCACAUGUGGACUAUAAUUAUUUCUAGUUUUUAGGUUGUCACAUUCAUUAUUCCGCUUGCAUUUUCAUAGAAAAGGCAAAACAUCGACGUCGCUUCCAUUUUGAGUUUUUGACAACAUUCGGAACACUUGACAUCACGUUUGCAAUACAGAUUCCAGUAAUGUUGACGCAUGCUCAGACGUUCUGAUCAGCAGGUUAUAAUUCUCAUCGUAACAGAAGAAAGACUGACCUUCUCCCAGGCUAGACCAGACUGACCUUCUACACAAGUGUAAAAACAAAAACAGUUAUAGACCGCGAAACAGUUUAAUUUGCAAUGGAUGUACUGUAAUAAAUGUCACAUCUGUAAUAAAUUAUCAUUCGCUGUUAUUUCCAUUAGAGUGGUCAGAACUGACCCUCAGGGCAGUUGUGUGGAUCCAUCUGCAGGCUCGGCUAGCUCAGCUCCAUUCCUCCAACCAUUUCUAUCUGGUACAUCAUACAUCAAAUGGUGCUUUGCAAAGGCUGUAUGGUAAGACCAAUUACAUAUAUUAUUUCUUUUGGUGAUGCUGCGGACAUUUAUGUUUUCCCUAAUUAUGUUUGUGAUGUUACUCUGAGUGUGCAUCCACACCGGGCAAGCUGAAAAGUUAGCUUGGCCACGGUGGGAAACGAACCCGCGACCUUUGGGAUACUAGUCCAAUGCUCUGCCAACCUAGCUAUGUGAUCAAGUCGGUUCGAGUUGAUGAUAUAAUCAUAUCAGAGAAUACACUGAUAUCGAAGGAACUAGACUCAGUUCCGAAAUAUCAUCAACUUGAACCGACUUAACCACGUAGCUCAGUUGGCAGAGCAUUGGAUUAGUAUCCCAAAGGUCGCGGGUUCGAUUCCCACCGUGGCCAAGCUAACUUUUCAAGUUGCCCGGUGUGGAUGCACACUCAGAGUAACACCACAAACAUAACAGCAACACACACAAAUUAAUAUUUUCCCUAAUUGUUCUGAAAAUAUUUUCAGUUCUCCCUUUUUCAUAUACAUUGCGCUAUCCUUUUGACAUUUUGCUGAAAAAUAUACCCAUGGAACUAAUUUACUUUUUGUUCAUUCUUUCCUAUCCAUAGGUUUGUUGCUAAUUUGAACUUUUACAAGUACGUUUUUUUUAGUUUUUCGUUCUAUAUGUUUGUGUUUUACAGUACAUUUCCCAAUUCAACCAUAGCUGUGGUCCGUGAUCAGACAUAAGUCAUAAUGUGUUUCACUAAGCACUGCCGUAUAGCAGAUGGUGGUCAGCCUCAAUUAUUUUCAGUGUGAGACUUCUUUUAUUUAUUGGUUUACGGAUUUGAGUUUAAAAAUAAGAGGUCGGUAGGUCGGAAAAAAAAAAAUUUAAAAAAAACGAACUGAGUAUAAAUGAGAACCGAAAUUAAUAAUCGCAAAAAACCGUGGCUAAUCUACAUAUUGAUUGUCACAACGAUAACAUGAGCCAGCAGUACCUAGAGUCAAAGUUCACUUGUAGUGUACUUCAUGUCAGAACCCCAAAUUAAUUAAAAUUAACUAAAAUUGUAAAAUUUUUGUCAUCCAAAUAUUUUUUUUUAUUUUUCAUUUUCUGAAUAUUUACGGUCGGCGGAUCCGUAAACCAAUGAAUAAAAAAAGUCUCGCCUAGAGGUCUUUUAUUCGCUGGCUAAUAGAUAUAUUUCAGUGAUGCAGUUUAAUUCAAGUGGGGAUGUGAGAGCUAAGCUGAAUUACGAAGGACACAGCUCAACCUGAUCGGCUUUCUAAGGGCUCCUCUGGUCGAGUAUAAAGUUCUAGUUUAUUACAGUGCCAGCAGCUUGACAUGGUUGCUCUUAUUAAUUAUUGUAACGUAUUUAUAAUGCAUUUUCCUACUUUUGCAGUUGGUUAUAUGGCAAGCCAGCCGCUGUAUCAGGUAAAUUCAGUUUCGUACAUUUGUACUUCUGGAAAGGUCUUCAUGUUGUUUUAGAAGCUAAAGUUUUCUACCGUAGUAAUUCCAGAAAAUUUCCAAUUCUUUUGGACAGGUUUUCCAGGCUUUAAGGCCCAUUUUCACUCAAAAAAAAUUUCCCGAAAAUAUCAUUGUUAAAAAUUGAAAAUUUUCAACUUCAACAUUUUUUUCCAAUGGAAAAUUUGUGUCGACCAAUCACAUUUUGCAAAAUUGCGGAAAAUUUUCCUGAGUGGAAAUGGUCCUUUAGGAAGCGUUUUCCAGUCUUUUGGAAAGGUUUUCUAGUUCUUUAGGGAAGGUUUUCAAAGUCUUUUGGAAAGGUUUCCAGUCUUCAGGAAAAGUUUUCCGGUCUUUUGGAAAGGUUUUCCAGUCUUUAGGAAAGGUUUUCCGGUCUUUAGGAAAGGUUUUCCAGUCUUUUGGAAAGGUUUUCCAGUCUUUUGGAAAGGUUUUCCAGUCUUUAGGAAAGGUUUUCCAGUCUUUAGGAAAGGUUUUCCAAUCUUUAGGAAAGGUUUUCCAGUCUUUUGGAAAGGUUUUCCAGUCUUUAGGAAAGGUUUUCCAGUCUUUAGGAAAGGUUUUCCAAUCUUUAGGAAAGGUUUUCCAGUCUUUUGGAAAGGUUUUCCAGUCAUUAGAAAAGGUUUUCCCAUCUUUAGGAAAGGUUUUCCAGUCUUUUGGAAAGGUUUACAAUCUUUUGGAAAGGAUUUGCAAUCUAUUGGAAAGGGUUUGCUGUCUUUUGGAAAGGUUUGCUGUCUUUGGAAAGGUUUUCCAAUCUUUUGGAAAGGUUUUCUAGUCUUUAGGAAAGGGUUUGCUGUCUUUUGGAAAGGUUUUCCAAUCUUUUGGAAAGGUUUUCCAAUCUUUUGGAAAAGGUUUGCUGUCAUUUGGAAAGGUUUUGCAGUUCUUUAAGAAUGGUUUUCCAAUAUUUUGGAAAGGUUUUCCAUUCUUUAGGAAAGGUUUUCCAAUCUUUAGGAAAGGUUUUCCAGUCUUUUGGAAAGGUUUUCCAAUCUUUAGGAAAGGUUUUCCAAUCUUUUGGAAAGGUUUUCCAGUCUUUUGGAAAGGUUUUCCAGUCAUUAGGAAAGGUUUUCCAGUCUUUUGGAAAGGUUUUCCAAUCUUUAGGAAAGGUUUUCCAGUCUUUAGAAAAGGUUUUCCCAUCUUUAGGAAAGGUUUUCCAGUCUUUUGGAAAUUUGUACUUCUGGAAAGGUCUUCAUGUUGUUUUAGAAGCUAAAGUUUUCUACCGUAGUAAUUCCAGAAAAUUUCCAAUUCUUUUGGACAGGUUUUCCAGGCUUUAAGGCCCAUUUCCACUCAAGAAAAAUUUCCCGAAAAUAUCAUUGUUAAAAAUUGAAAAUUUUCAACUUCAAAAUUUUUUUCCAACGGAAAAUUUGUGUCGACCAAUCACAUUUUGCAAAAUUGCGGAAAAUUUUCCUGAGUGGAAAUGGUCCUUUAGGAAGCGUUUUCCAGUCUUUUGGAAAGGUUUUCUAGUUUUUUAGGGAAGGUUUUCAAAGUCUUUUGGAAAGGUUUCCAGUCUUCAGGAAAAGUUUUCCGGUCUUUUGGAAAGGUUUUCCAGUCUUUAGGAAAGGUUUUCCGGUCUUUAGGAAAGGUUUUCCAGUCUUUUGGAAAGGUUUUCCAGUCUUUUGGAAAGGUUUUCCAGUCUUUUGGAAAGGUUUUCCAGUCUUUGGGAAAGGUUUUCCAGUCUUUAGGAAAGGUUUUCCAGUCUUUAGGAAAGGUUUUCCAGUCUUUUGGAAAGGUUUUCCAGUCUUUAGGAAAGGUUUUCCAAUCUUUAGGAAAGGUUUUCCAGUCUUUUGGAAAGGUUUUCCAAUCUUUUGGAAAGGUUUUCUAGUCUUUAGGAAAGGGUUUGCUGUCUUUUGGAAAGGUUUUCCAAUCUUUUGGAAAGGUUUUCCAAUCUUUUUGAAAGGGUUUGCUGUCAUUUGGAAAGGUUUUCCAGUUCUUUAAGAAUGGUUUUCCAGUUCUUUAAGAAAGGUUUUCCAGUCAUUAGGGAAGGUUUUCCAGUCUUUUGGAAAGGUUUUCCAAUCUUUAGGAAAGGUUUUCCAGUCUUUAGAAAAGUUUUUCCCAUCUUUAGGAAAGGUUUUCCAGUCUUUUGGAAAGGUUUUCCAAUCUUUUGGAAAGGAUUUGCAAUCUAUUGGAAAGGGUUUGCUGUCUUUGGAAAGGUUUGCUGUCUUUGGAAAGGUUUUCCAAUCUUUUGGAAAGGUUUUCCAAUCUUUUGGAAAGAUUUUCUAGUCUUUAGGAAAGGGUUUGCUGUCUUUUGGAAAGGUUUUCCAAUCUUUUGGAAAGGUUUUCCAAUCUUUUGGAAAGGGUUUGCUGUCAUUUGGAAAGGUUUUCCAGUUCUUUAAGAAUGGUUUUCCAAUAUUUUGGAAAGGUUUUCCAUUCUUUCGGACGUUUUUCCAAUCUUUUGCAAACUUUUGGAAAUGUUUUCCAGCCUUUUGGAAAGGUUUUCCAAUCUUUGGCAAAGGUUUUCCUGUUUUUAGGAAUUAUAGGAACGGUUUUCCAGUUCUUUAGGAAUGGCCGGUUUUCCAAUCUUUUGGAAAGUUUCCAAUCUUUUGAAAAGACUUUCCUCCAGUCUUUAGGAAAGGUUUUCCAGUUCUUCUGGAAACGUUGUCCAGUUCUUGAGGAAAGGUUUUCCAGUUCUUCUGGAAACGUUUUCCUGUUCUUGAGGAAAAGUGUUCCAGUUCCUUAAGGAAAAAGUUUCCAGUUCUUUUACAGAAGUAUUUUGAGGGUGGAAGGAUGUGGCAUUGCAUGCAUAGAUGAGAACCCGUACAAAAUAUUUUAUCUUCUAUAAACCCCUUGGGCAUCCAAAUAAGUUACUUAUGGGUGGACAAAAUCCAACGAUCAGACCCUGAUGUUUUUUAGCAGUUCCUUUAGUACAAUAUGGCAAUUUAAUUUGCUGCAAUACCCCAAUUUUAGCUGAAACGACGGAAAUCGAAAAACCGACAAACAGAAGCUGUAUUAUGGAAAUAACGGCGUACUACUCAGAUGUUAACAACGAGAAUACAACACAGGAAGGUGAGUUUUAGUAAAUAUAUUUCCACCAUAUCGUAUUAUAGCAACCGCUGGUAAUUUGAUUUCCCGGAGUUCAAUAUGACUUGUAGUGGUGUAAACGUUGAAAUUGCCAAAUCUGUUAACAGGUGUGUUUAUCCGUCUGAGAAAUAACAAGGUUCAAGAAGUUUUGAUGAAAUAUGCAUAUGCAAGUCUACAGCUUGUCAUAGAAACCGUUUAACUAUGCAGGGUCGUCCCGGUCGGGGGCCCCUAAAAAAAGAUUUUCCGGAAAGCAAAUAUUUUUCCGGAAAAUGUUGGCGACGGGGGAGGGGACGACGGUUCCUUCCAAAAACAAAACGUCCCGAAAAUCUUUCCAAACACUAGUUUUAGAUAAUGGGACUGCCUCGUACACAGGCGCUUUGUUAGCCCACGCAAGCCAUAGAACAACAUAUGGCGCCUGGGUACGAGACUGAUAGUGGGAGCUUAAAAUUACUUUUUCCGAUCUUUAUCGAGCUCAAUUUUCCAGAAAAUUCCUUAAUAUUUAACACGUUCCGCAAUUCCAGCAUUCCGGUGCCCCCUCUGGGCAAGUUGGGUCCCCUUUGGGGGUGUUACACCCCCACCCCCUAGUAGUUCCGACCAUGUAAUUAUGGUCUCUAUGUACUUGCAUGCAAAGCCUGAUUAUCUUGAACAUUUAUUUUAUUCUGAAAGCAAGAAAGUCUACAUAGCUGUCACCUGAAAGUUCAUUAUUUGUACCACAUCUUUAAGAUUUAUCGUCCAAAUAGUUAUAUUUUUGACAUUGUUUUUCAAAAAUUAUUUUUUUCAAAUUUUCUUGCCUAAUCAAUUUCAAGGGAUUUUUAUCACCAUUGACAUUGAGUAUGCAAUGUAAAUAUUAAUUAAUUUCGUGUAUCUAUAUAGAAUAUAAUAAAAUCACUAUAAAUUAACAGUUCUUUUCUUUGAUAUUGAUAGGUCAGGCAAACUGUGAAAGCAAUUGUAAUAGCAACGCUUGUCGACGAUCGUUUGUCAUUUCUAAAGUACUUAAAACGAAUUUAUAUCUAGUUGUUGUGGAUGGACUUUGCCCAUCAAGUGAACAGGGUUUUACUGGCGUUCCUGGAGUACCCCAAGAAGAUAUCCUUUUAUUUUUUUAA
Molecule: messenger RNA, 42532 nt
Organism: Paramuricea clavata
Lineage: Eukaryota; Metazoa; Cnidaria; Anthozoa; Malacalcyonacea; Plexauridae
Source: the annotation of a GenBank genome assembly